AUCGCUGUGUAGUAUUUGUUUAAACGUUAAAGCGCACACAACGCCAAAGCAGCUCUCUGUGGAUCAACAGGUGGUGUUUGUAGUUAGUGGCAUAAAUCCUCCAGCAACGCCAAAUUACUUUUCGAUUUUAUUCUUUAACAAUAAUACUUUAUGUGAAGACGUGCGUGUGUUUACUUCGAGGCCUACAAUAAGCUAAUAAUCGUCGCAAAAGUAUCAGAAAAUCACUGCCAGAAGUUAACUACUUACAAAUUAGUACUUCAUUGAAGCAAUUAAGCAGCCAUGCCAGCUAAAUUUGAAUACUCACUGGGCGUGCACGAGCUAAAGUCAAAGGAGCAUCGCCUUUGGCAAGCGCUCGUAGCCGAAUUUCUGGGCAAUUUCCUAUUGAAUUUCUUUGCAUGUGGCGCGUGUACCCAACCCGAGGAUGGUACAUUUAAGGCGUUCGCUUUCGGUUUGGCUGUUUUUAUAGCGAUCACGGUUAUUGGCAAUAUCAGCGGUGGUCACGUAAAUCCUGCCGUCACAGUUGGUCUGUUAGUGGCGGGACGUGUCAGCGUUUUACGUGCCGUACUCUAUAUAAUAUUCCAAUGUUUGGGCUCAAUCGCCGGCACGGCAGCCAUUCGUACACUCAUCGAUGAGGUUUACUAUAAUGGCUUGGGUCAUACACAUCUAGCCCCAAAUAUUACCGAGCUACAGGGUCUCGGUAUUGAAUUCUUUUUGGGUCUAGUGUUGGUGCUCACCGUAUUUGGUGCUUGUGAUGCUCAUAAACCAGAUUCACGUUUCACCGCUCCACUCGCUAUUGGUCUCUCCGUAACACUCGGUCACUUGGGCACAAUCCGUUAUACCGGCGCCAGCAUGAAUCCGGCACGUACUCUAGGCACUGCCUUCGCUGCCGAGAAUUGGGAUGCACACUGGGUGUACUGGGCUGGACCCAUACUCGGUGGCAUUGCGGCAGCGCUCAUCUACACACAGGUGUUGGAGAAGCCGCUGAUGCAGACCAGCGUUAAAGUGAUUGAGGUGUCCGAGAAGUAUCGGACACACGCUGAUGAGCGUGAGGUGAGCCUUGUUAAAAGCUGGAAAGACUCUGAUUUCUACUAAUCAAAAAACUAGAAUACAAAAACAACAAAAUAUAAAUACAAAAACAAAAGUUGAAUUCCGAGUGUUUGAUUGAGCGGAUAAGCGAGAGUUGAGUAGAAAAAUGAAUUUAAACAAAAAUUGAAUGGCAGUUGUAAUGUUAUAUAAUGCAUGUUGGAAUUAUAUAAUAUGCCGUUAUGUGUGUUAUAUAUACUGCGAGCCGUGCAAUCGAAUGCUGGAAUUCUGAGUACUUAUCGAUAUAUAUAUUAUUAUAUGAUUAUAUGCUGCUACCAUAACACACCCACCUGCAAACUUCUCCACAGCAUCUUGCAACAUAACACAUACAUACUUAUAUACUUAAAAUCUUAAUUUUCACCAUAAUACAUACAUAUUUACAUAUGUACAUACAUAUAAUACAUACAUACUUUUGUGCCUACUCCUUUAACUGCUGAUCUCAUUUGCUUAAUACGCUUAUCUUAUUUAUUUAUAUCAUAGAUUUUUGUCUAUUAAAACGUGUCUCACCUUUCUUAUAAAAUACAGAUGAGAAAACUGGAUAGUGCACGUGAUUACGCUUAAAUACAAAUACAAAUACCAAUA
Messenger RNA from Zeugodacus cucurbitae (melon fly), 1665 nucleotides. It is a transcript of the gene Prip, whose product is annotated as aquaporin AQPAn.G. Gene Ontology annotation, molecular function: water channel activity. The record is from RefSeq and is a predicted model, not a curated record. Gene Ontology annotation, cellular component: plasma membrane. NCBI's taxonomy places the organism in Eukaryota, Metazoa, Arthropoda, Insecta, Diptera, Tephritidae. Gene Ontology annotation, biological process: transmembrane transport. The transcript has 6 exons. The coding region runs from base 280 to 1092 and encodes 270 amino acids.